Pangasianodon hypophthalmus (striped catfish) is the source of this 2023-nucleotide messenger RNA. It is a transcript of the gene msc, whose product is annotated as transcription factor 21. The transcript is spliced from 4 exons. Gene Ontology annotation, biological process: skeletal muscle tissue development; regulation of transcription by RNA polymerase II. Lineage: Eukaryota; Metazoa; Chordata; Actinopteri; Siluriformes; Pangasiidae. The record is from RefSeq and is a predicted model, not a curated record. The coding region runs from base 136 to 753 and encodes 205 amino acids. Gene Ontology annotation, molecular function: DNA-binding transcription factor activity, RNA polymerase II-specific; RNA polymerase II transcription regulatory region sequence-specific DNA binding; protein dimerization activity.
AACUGAAACACACAUAAGCUAACUCCUCCUCCUCUGCAGUCUUGCUGAAAACUCAAGAUGCUGUGGAGAAAAAGGGGUGUGUGAAAAGCAAAAAAACUCAGUGUGUGAGGAGAGUGUGUGUGUGUCACAAGUUAAAUGAGUGGAAAGAGAGAAGGGACGUCUUAUCUGAAGAGAACACUCAAGGGAAAGAGGCUCAAUACCGACUUAAGAAAGAGCGCCAGAGUUUCAGCAAAAGCUAUACCUGGAAAGAAUAUAUAUAUAUAUAUUAUUAAAGGUGUAAUAAAAGUAAUAAUGUCCACUGGUUCACUGAGUGAUGCCGAUGAUGCACCAGAAACAUCAUUCGCGCGCCUUGAUUCUCACUCUGAAGAUGACUUUAAUGACGAUGAAGGACUCAACACCAAACCCAAACGAGCUAACAUGCAAAAGAGAGCAAAAAGCCCAAAAGAUGGAAGGCAGUCACAGCGCCAUGCAGCAAAUGCACGUGAAAGAGCCAGGAUGAGAGUCCUAGCAAAAGCGUUCUCACGUCUGAAGACAAGUUUACCGUGGGUUCCAGCAGACACCAAACUGUCCAAACUGGACACACUGAGACUCGCCUCGAGCUACAUCAAUCAUCUCAGACAGCUGCUGCAUGAGGACAAAUAUGAAAAGACCCUCGUCCAUCCGGUAAAUUUGUCAUGGCCUUUCAUGGUUUCAGGAAGACCAGAUGACACAAAAGACAUUUCAUCCUUCAGACUGUGUGGAGCUACAGCCUAGACAUUCCUCACUCUCUGUCUGUUUUUUUUUUCUUCUCAAUUUCAAUUACAUUGCCUUUUUAUUGAAAUGACAUAUACACCAGAUGUGUACUGCCAAAGACUAGGUAUUUCUCUUUCUUGUUCCUCUUUCUUUACAGUAUCUUUCUCUAUAUCUGCCACAUGUUUGGUGUCUGAACUUUAUGUCUUCACUAGUUCACUGGAGUUAUGAGGCAGAGUUGUUCAGUAUCUCCAUCAAACUUAUGAUCUUAUGAUGGAGAGUGAUGCUGUAUGCCAUACUGUUAUCUAUAUAAAGGGACAAAAGGACACUGCAGAGCUAAAAACAGCUGAAGCUGAAUCACUGCAUGUACGAAUCAGACUCAGGCGAGAGGCGUGGCCUAAAGUUCAAAUACUGAAUUGUAUGUCGAAAAUAAUUGGGAUAUAAAAUGGUUUAAAUAUAGUUUUAUUUUUUUUAAAUAAUGGCAUGUUCUGCUGUUUUUUUUAAACAUAUUUAUGUACAAAAGAUGUGAGUGUUUUUACAUUACUUCCUACUUCCUAAUAACGAUAUCUUCUCCAUGUCUUUUAAAUUUCUUCAUCCCUGUGUUGUUUUCAUUCUUACUCUUGUCUUCAAAUCCUUCCAAUCUAGAGUGUUGAAACUGCCUAUGAGCUAAGAUUUCUUUCUUUCUUUUUUUUACAGACUCUAUGUAUGUUAGUGUUUUUUUUUAAAUAUCUCAUAAGCACAAAGUGUGUGUGAAGUACACUAUAUAGAUAUCUAAAUUUAGAGUUGCAUUUAGAGUGUGUUUUAUGGUUGAUCAGUAUAAAUUCAUCACUACACAUUGGAUGCUUUAUAUUUUGUUUUGUCAACACUGUUUAUAUGUCACUGUGUGAAAUUAAAUAUCUAGUCUUUUUUAUUUUUGCGAAAUGCUUGCAUUGAUGUCAUUUAAUAUGCAUGAUUUUUCACUGUUUAUUUAUAUUUUCAAAAGGUUUGAUAUGUUGGAAAUGAUGUUGUUAAUCACUUUGGACUCUAUUUUUCUAAUAAAGCAAAUGACAACCAUUAACUGUACUCUAAUUAUUUUAUUCAUUGUGUAAACAUGUGCCACAUGAUGUAUGAUCAGUAAUGAUCAAUGAGUAUCUUUAAAACCUACAACCAAAAACAUAAUUUUAUUUAGGCCACGUUUAUGACUAUUCCCAACAAUAUUACAUCUUUUAAAUUCUUUUAAAAACUUUCAUCAGUUUAUCACUCAAGAGAAUGACUGAAAAUUUAAAGCUCUUAAAAUGCUGAUGAAGUGGCUUGA